UCAUCACAGUUCGCUCGGGCCUUACUUAGUCGCGGCGAGUUGCCAAUUGACGCACUGCCUGGACGCGUGAAGCGUCUCGAUAAGGGCAGACUCGUUCACAGAUGAGGCCGAUCAAGGGCGAGCCUGUUCGGGACGGGUGUGGGAAGGGAGAGUGGGAGUGAGAGCUGGGUGAGCAGCGGGGGUGGCGCGGCGAAGGCGAUGGGGGAGCGCAUGGGUGCUGUAGCGACUGCCGGAUAGAGGCGGGUGCAGAGAUACCGACGGACACAGAGAUAGCGCCGCUCGUCGACGAGAGUGCGACAGACGGCGACGAGAGUGCGACAGACGGCGACGAGGGUGCGAUCCAAACCGAUUCGCGAUGGCGGAGAGCAGCGAAAGCAAAGUCGGCAGAAGCAGCCGCAGGGGCGGCAGCGGGAUUUCGAGCCGCAGCACCAGCAGCAGCGACGGAGGCGGAGGCGGCGGCGGAGGCGGCGGCGGCGGUUGUAGCAGCAGCAGCAAGGCGGUUGCUAGCAAAGCCAGGAGCGGCGGCGGCGCGACGAGGAAGCCGUGGCGGCCCGUGCCGACCGCGCUCCACCUGCACCACUUCGUCGCCGCCGCCGCCGCCGCCGCUGCUGCCGCCCCUGCUGCGCCCGCGCCCCAAACGCCGCCCCUGCGCGAGUCCGAGCGAAGUGUGGCGCGCGGAAGGGGCAGGGGGAGCCCAGAUGGCGCCCUCCGUGAGGGGGAGGGGCGCGGAGGGAAAAUGGAACGCGCAGGAGAUGGGCGCAGGGGGACUGGCUGUGCUGGCGGGGAGGGGAGGCUGGGCGGAGGGGGAAGGGGAGGCGGGGUUGGGAGAGGAGCCGUAGGAGGGAGGGGUGAUGAUGCGGGCGCGUGUGCUGUGAGCCCUGCGGACACGAGGCGAGGCGUGGGCGGAGUGGACGGAGCAGCAGGGCGGGGGACAGGUGAAGGCGCAGGGCGGCUGGUGGGGAAGGCGGGAAGAGAGGGGAGAGGGGAAGGCGGGUGCAAGGAGAGGGAGGGAGGGCGCGCGCGGGUGAAGCCGGGAACAGCCGAGGGCGCAGCGGCACGGCGCGGCGCGGAGAGGGCGGAGGGCGGUGCAGGGCGCGUGGCCGUGAACCCAGCGACCUCUGAGAGCAUCGCCGCGAGGCGCGGCAAAGAGAGAGCGGCGCCGAAGAAGAAGCGAGCGAGCCGAGAGGCCGGGAGAGGUGGGGAGGAUGGAGAAGGGGAGAGAACGGAGUGGGCUUGCAAGAAGGGGGAGGAGCGGGAGGAGGACGUGGAGGAUAGGGAGGAGGACGUGGAGGGUAGGGAGGAGGAAGAAGAGUGGCAGAGAGCUGAGCAGCAGGAGAGAGCAGCGGAGGGGGUGGCCGAGGAAGCAGGCGAGUUGGGAGAGGCUUGGGCAGAUGGUGAAGGGGAGGAGGCGAGGCUUGGAGAGGAUGCGAAGUGUGAGAGGCUUGAAGGCGGACGUGCUCUCAGUGUGGGGCGGGAGGAAAACGGGAGGCAGCGGAAGGAGGAGGGCGGGAUGGGGGAGAGGGAUGGAGAGGGCAGGGGAGAGAGGAGAGAGGGGGGGCGCGGAGAGGGCGGGGGCAGUGUGGGUGCGGCUGGAGAUGCAGCGGACUCGCAACGAGUGAACGGGGCGCAGGCGAGUAGGGGCGGCAUGGGGCGUCGGCAGCAUAACGACGUGGCGAGGGAUGGGCGGCGGGCGGGUGGUGGGAGAAGCGGAGGUGGCGCGCGGGAAGGUGUGCGAGAGGAGCGGCACGAGGCGAGGGAUGGGCGGGAGAAGAGCGAGGAGCAAGGGCCAUUGGAAGGCAGGCAGGCGGAUGGGAAACGUGUGGGCAGGCGGAAAGAGGGAGGAGAGGAGGGGCGAGGGAAUCCGCACGGGGAGUGCAUGAGGCUGGAACAGGAGGCGGCGAAUGAGACGAGUGUGUGCGAUGAGGCGAGCAGUGUGGGAGACGGAGUGGUCAAGGGGGAGGCGGAGGAGGAGAAGACGGAAGAGGAGGAGGGAGGGCAGGAAGUGGGUGAAGGGGAGGCGAAGGGAGGGCAGGAAGGUAGCGCAGGGCAGAGGCGUGGUCAUCCGACAACGUUCGUUGGGGUGAAUGCAAGCAGCAGGUACUCCCAGCAGGUGGUCACCCCCGAGGUGAACGCACUGGUGCUGGAGCUGCUGGCCGCUCUGCUGCGCUUCCAACACAGGGCGCUCCAGCGAGAUCCGCUCAAGGCUGCCAUGCGGCGGCGCCUGCUGUGCGGGCUGAGGGAGGUGGGCAAGGCUGUGCGGACAGGCCGGGCCAAGUGUGUCGUGCUGGCGCCCAAUGUGGAGGAGGUGCUGGGGGAAGGCGGGCUGGACGCCGCCCUGGCGUCGAUCGUGGCGGAGGCGGCGGCGCGCAGCAUUCCCGUGGUGAUGGCGCUCUCCACGCGCCGCCUCGCCAAGGCACUCAAUCGCCCGCGCUGUCGCAUGAGCGCCGUGGCCAUUCUGGACAGCGACGGCGCGCACAGCGUGCUCAAGAGCGUCCUGGCGGAGGCAGAGAGGGGCAGGGCCAUGUGGCGCGCGGUGCAUGGAGGCAUGGGGGAGAGGCUGGCGCAUGGGGAUAAGGAGGGGCAUGUGGGUGGGUGUAAAGAGGGGCAUGUGGAUGGGGUACAGGGGGGGCAUGUGGAUGGGGAUAAGGUGAGGCAUAUGGAUGGGGUACAGGAGGGGCAGGCCACAGAUGGCGCAUGAGCGCAUUGAAGAAGUUGGACAGGCGGCGCACAGAGCGUGCUGAGGAGUGUGGUGGUUGAGGUGCAGAGGGUCAGGGCGAGGUGGUUGAGGUGCAGAGGGUCAGAGCGAGGAGGGUCAGAGCGAGGAGGGUCAAGGCGAGGAGGGUCAGGGCGAGGAGGGUCAGGGCGAGGAAGGUCAGGGCGAGGAGGGUCAGGGCGAGGAGGGUCAGGGCGAGGAGGGUCAGGGCGAGGAGGGUCAGGGCGAGGAGGGUGGGGGAUGUGUGCAGGCAGUGCUGAGAGGCGGGUGAAUGGGGGUAGCGCCGGGCACGGCACAGAUGGCGCAUGAGCGCCAAGGCCAUGGUGGAUAGCGACAGCGCACAGUGCCUGCUGAUGAGGGUAUUGGCGGAGGCAGAGAAGGGGAGGGCCAUGUGGCGAGAGAUACAUGGAGGCGUGGCGGAAAGGCAUGUGCAUGGGGAUGAGGACGGGCGGAUGGGGAUGAGGACGGGCGGAUGGGGAUGAGGACGGGCAGAUGGGGAUGAGGACGGGCAGAUGGGGAUGAGGACGGGCAGAUGGGGAUGAGGACGGGCAGAUGGCGCAUUGACCGCGGCGAAUGGCAGCGACGGCACACAGAGCGUGGUGAAGCACAUGCUGGUCGGGGCGGAGAGGCGGAGGGCGAUGGGGCGGAGCAGAGCAGAGCAGGGCGCAGCUCGCGAGGGCUGGAGAGGCGGCAGACGCGGCGCGCAUGCUGGGCAGGGGAAGGGUGAGGCGCGCGAAGAGAGGAAGAUGGGAGGAGGCGUGGCGCAUUGGUGCAGUGACUGUGUUGCCCGUGUUGACCGUGUUGCCUGUGUUGACCGUGUUGCCCGUGUUGCCCGUGUUGCCUGGCUGUGGGGUGUGGAGCAUGAGGAAGGUGGAGCAUGAGGAAGGGAGGGCGGCGUGGGUGGAGAUGGCUGGAGGCGC
Molecule: messenger RNA, 3633 nt
Organism: Closterium sp. NIES-67
Lineage: Eukaryota; Viridiplantae; Streptophyta; Zygnematophyceae; Desmidiales; Closteriaceae
Source: the annotation of a GenBank genome assembly